Molecule: messenger RNA, 2674 nt
Organism: Pseudovirgaria hyperparasitica
Lineage: Eukaryota; Fungi; Ascomycota; Dothideomycetes; Acrospermales; Acrospermaceae
Exons: 3
Coding region: 231-2636 (801 amino acids)
Source: RefSeq, a predicted model, not a curated record
CGGGCUCCUUAUAUUCAUAUUACCUAUUGUACACUCCGUCUUGUUCACCCCUUCACCGAGUUCGGGUCGCGAUAAUCAGAUCUCCGCUCCCAUGCUCGCAGAUAUCCCUUCGACUCUUCAAUCGUACACAGAGACGUCCGGACGUCUUACACCUUACCUUACUUUCACACAACCAACGUAUCUAUCGCGCAUUCGUCUUGUCUUCAGUACUGCCACCUCUCACAUUCAUCAUGUCCGUCAACAGCAAACCCAAGGGCGUUGCUGGGCCGAAAGGCGAUAAACCGAGCUCACUGUCCGACGAGGAUGCCGAAGAGCUGCGGAAGCUUGAUGAGGCGUACGCGCGCAUCCGUAAAGUUAUACCCGACACGCCCUACUUUCUCACAGUCCCGCAAGACGAGCCGCGAUAUCACCAUCAUUCGAGACAAGAGGCGGAAGCUUGGAUGAGCGGACUUGGGACUAUGUUCGAGAGCCAUGAAGAAAAUAUGCAGUAUGCGACAUUCAUAUACCGCGAGCAAGGUGACAAUUGUUUCGUAUGCCGGACCGCAGUGGAUGAGGACCGUGACAGGAAAGCAAAAGCCGGACGGAACGCUGCACCAGCCAACAAAAAUUACCUGGGGGGUUCUUCCAACAAGAGGGUGUCCCUGGGAUCCUACUUGGGAAAGUCGAACGGAAUCAGCAAGAGUCAGAGCCAGAGCAAGAACUCGGCGAGUCAGCCGAAGGUUGAAGCGAAGCGUACAGGAUCCGACGAUGAGCCAGCUCAGUCGUUCAAGACAGACUCUCCUCAAGCUAAUGGAGUCCACGAGUCGUCAAGGGCUUCCGACAAGGUCGUCAAUCAUAAACAGACAAAGCGAGAACCGUCACCUAAAUCCGAUCCACCACGCAAUGGCAAGCGAGCUUUUGAAGAGGAUGAGAAUCAGUCGACAGAUGCGCACAAGCCUGCUGACGAAGUUCGUUCCAUGAAGCGAUCUAAAACCUCACCCGGCCCUGAUGUCAAGAAGCCCUCCGUCCAUAUGGAAGUUCCUUCUACCUCAACUCCUCACGACUUGCCACCUCUUCUGUCUCCAAUUCUCAACAAAUACGACCUGCCUCCAUUACUAUCACCCACAUUGCCUCCCCAAAUCCAGCAAGAGCUAGACAAGGAUGGGGUUCACCAAAGACUUCGAGGCAUAUCAGAUGCGUCAAGCUCUUCUGAAUCUAAAUCCCGAAUAGCCUCCAAGACAGUUCCACAUACUGUCGUGACUGCCCCGAAACCGGACAGUUCACAACCCGAGACUGAUCAUAGAUCGCUACAACCGGCCUUUGACCCAACAGCAGCUGCUGCGCCGGUAAAACUCCCAGAGAGGCUAGUGGUGAAGCUCAGAUAUGGUCGAAAGCAGCGACAAAUGAUUGAUCGGAUACUGAAGUUGCCUUCGGGUGGGACACCGAAGAAGUCGGAUGUGAAGCGGGAUCGCUCACGAGAUCCUCCCCCUUCCACAUCGACAUCGAAGUCCAAGAAUCCACCGCUCAAGCCGUCAAUAGACAAGGUGUCUAAGCCCAGAGAGCCCCAUGCUCCAUUGAAGGAACCAAAGAGUUCCACCUCAGCAACAUCUACCACUCGCCCAGUUGCAGAGAAGCGUCCUAGGUCUGAUGAUACCACAUCACUCCCAAUCAAGCGCCACAAGAACAACAGCAGCGUCGACCUCAAACCUCCGCAAACUCCAGCACAGGCAUCAAUGUCACCGCCUGGAACAUCAGUCUCGUCGACUAUACAGAGACCUAAGCAGUAUCUGACGCCGAAGAAGGAGCACAGACCUGUGAACCUAGCACGUACCACAUCAGACCAAGGGGUCGACAAUCUGACUCCUGCAAGUGUAUACCUGUCAGUCAAAGGAUCCGGAGGUAGAGGCGCCCCGUCUUCCGCACCGCAGCGCAAGCAGCCGGAUAUUGACGCUUGGAGAGCUCGUUCUGUCGAGUUCGGUACCUUUGGCAAGUCGCUGAAGCGAGAAUACGAAGCCUUAGCCCAGAAACCAAACCCUUCCGAAGAAGACAAGCAGUGGUGCGCCGUGCGAAGUCUCGAGUGUAUCUUAGCAUACAUUGCAGCCUUCGCAGCAGGUGACUAUGGCGGUCGCCUUCAACGCACCGGUCUGUCAAACGCCUGGCGCGACCUUCUUCCGAUGUGUGAGCGCUUCGCAUACGCUACUCGCUACUUCCCCGACCUCGACGCUCUCCGUCUGCACCUCAUCGUCGUGGUCAUCUCCCGAAUCGUCCUCGUUCUGUCACAGCGCACCGAUGCCCUCCUCACCGACCCUGCCGCGCCUGCUCCUGACUCACCAAAAGGCAUCCUUGCAAUGUACAAAGAACUCUCGACCCACGUAAAGAAACAGAGCCGCAUAGCACUUGACGCGUCGCGCGCAUUGCCGAUGCAGAAGCUCAUGGAGCAGUUCCCCGAGACGUGGGCCGGGCGUGAGAGGGUGAUGGAUCCCUUGGAGUGGGAAGAUCUAAAGCCUGGUGAUCUUGGGCGAACCGGACCAUACUGGAUUCAUGCCGGUCUUGAGACGACACCGGUUCAGGCCGUGCGGUUUGGACUGAAGUUUCUGGCCGAGUGGAUGCGCACUAAAAGCGAAUUGAAGAGUGGGAAGGUCAAGGUUGUGCUAUAGGGCUACCCUGAAAAAAACAGAUAAUGCGCUACGACGAU